AUGGUAGUAAGUGUUGAUGGGUCUUGGAAGGUUCCGUGUGGCUACUUCUUUGUGAAUGGUUUGAGCGGCGAAGAGAGGGCAAAUUUAGUCAAGGUCUGCAUUCAGCGUCUCACUGAUACUGGAAUCAAAGUUAUAUCCCUAACUUGCGAUGGACCGUCAUGUCAUUUCAGCAUGUUGUCUUCACUUGGAGCAUGCCUAGAUCCCUCCAAGAUGAUACCAUAUUUCCCUCAUCCUCAAAAUAAAAAUGAGAAAAUUUGGGUUUUGCUUGAUGUAUGCCAUAUGCUAAAACUUGUCAGGAACACACUAGCAGAAAAAGCAAUUAUUUUGGAUAAGGAUAAUGGCAAGAUUCUAUGGCAAUAUUUGGUCGAUCUUCAUAAACUUCAAAAUGAUGAAGGACUCCGACUCGGCAACAAGCUAAAGAAGGCUCACAUUCAAUGGCAGCAACAAAAAAUGAAGGUUAAUAUUGUGCAACAGCCCUGA
Paramuricea clavata is the source of this 480-nucleotide messenger RNA. The record is from the annotation of a GenBank genome assembly. Lineage: Eukaryota; Metazoa; Cnidaria; Anthozoa; Malacalcyonacea; Plexauridae.